CUGACAACAACGAAUAAGAAGAACAAAGUGGAGAAGAUCACUGCAGAUAGGUUUAUUAUCGCAACUGGCUUACGGCCACGUUAUCCGGACGUCGAAGGUGCGAAAGAAUGUUGCAUCAGUAGUGAUGAUCUAUUUUCACUCAGCUAUAAUCCCGGCAAAACGCUAUGCGUUGGCGCAUCCUAUGUUUCGCUGGAGUGUGCCGGCUUCUUAAAGGGAAUUGGCAAUGAAGUUACUGUAAUGGUGCGAUCAAUAUUGCUGCGAGGAUUUGAUCAGGAUAUGGCCGAGAGGAUACGUAGUCAUAUGAUGACUCGAAAUAUUAAAUUCGUUCACGCAGUUCCAACAAAAUACGAACGUCUUGAUGAGCCAACUGAUGACAAGCCUGGAUUGGUGCGAGUUUCGUGGGAAGAAUCCUUCGAGGAUGGUAAUAAGAGGGUUGUCACUGAAGAUUUCAAUACGGUUUUAAUGGCAAUCGGUCGUGAUGCAGUGACCGAUGGAAUGGGUCUCGAAACGGUUGAUGUUGAACGCAGCAAGUCUGGCAAGAUCAUUGGCCGUCGUGAGCAGAGUGUCUCGUGUCCGUACGUUUAUGCGAUCGGUGACGUACUGGAAGGAUGUCCAGAGCUAACGCCGGUUGCUAUUCAAGCUGGACGUAUACUGAUGCGUAGAUUGUUGACUGGCAACUCCGAGUUGACAGAAUACGAUCAAGUACCAACCACUGUGUUCACACCCCUAGAAUAUGGAUGUUGCGGUUUAGCCGAAGAAGCAGCAAUUGCGAAGUUGGUUACUGUUGAAGAUAACUUGAAAUUUUUUAUAUGUUUCCAAUUUCUUGAGGGAAGAGGAAUUCAUUUCAUUAUGAUUUUGUAUGAUUCCGUUCUGACAGUUUUCAGGUACGGCAAAGAGAACAUCAACGUCUAUCACAAUGUAUUCAUCCCACUCGAGUUUAGUGUACCGGAACGAAUCGAAAAUUCGCAUUGUUAUUGUAAGCUGAUAUGCUUGAAAAAUGAAGAGGUAUUCACG
Anisakis simplex (herring worm) is the source of this 1014-nucleotide messenger RNA. NCBI's taxonomy places the organism in Eukaryota, Metazoa, Nematoda, Chromadorea, Rhabditida, Anisakidae. The record is from the annotation of a GenBank genome assembly.